Messenger RNA from Carassius carassius (crucian carp), 2530 nucleotides. Its product is annotated as Krueppel-like factor 5. Gene Ontology annotation, biological process: regulation of transcription by RNA polymerase II. The coding region runs from base 155 to 1357 and encodes 400 amino acids. Gene Ontology annotation, molecular function: RNA polymerase II cis-regulatory region sequence-specific DNA binding; DNA-binding transcription factor activity, RNA polymerase II-specific. The record is from RefSeq and is a predicted model, not a curated record. NCBI's taxonomy places the organism in Eukaryota, Metazoa, Chordata, Actinopteri, Cypriniformes, Cyprinidae. The transcript has 4 exons.
UACAACAGGUGAGGCUACCUGAGGGACACAGGGAGGGUUUUGGAUACACCGCACGUCUGGAUGUACCGACAAGGACGUUUACCAUAAUCCAGUAUAUGUGUAUUCGUAAAUAAAUAUAAGCGUAAAAUAUAGUAUUCGAUAUUUGCAAAUAGAAAUGGCAAGUGUAGGACUGGCCGUUGGCGCUCCGAAUACAGAAGAGAGGGCGGUUUUCACGCAGCUUAAACCCGUGCGGAUGUGUAGCGCGGAUGGGCCGGAGGACUCGUCUGUGUUUGAAGACGUCAAACCCGCGGUGAGACUAGCAAUAAACGCUGUUGAAAUGGCUCAGACACGUAUGGAGAUGGAUAAAUAUUUGCUCCAGAACAGCCCGCUGGUUUCUCCAAGCAUGAUGGAUAAGAAGUACCGUCGGGAAAGUGCCUCAGUGGUAGAUGAGUAUUUUGCAGAUGAAAAGCCAGCCCCUUACAGUCUCAACAUCAACGUUAUCCUGCCUAAUACCACACACCUUCGCACGGGCCUUUAUCGCCCAAACAAACCUCAGGUGCAUCAGAUCAAAACUGAGCCAGGGGUGGACGAACCAUGUGGCAUUCAGACACUCCCCGAAUUCACCUCCGUCUUCAGCGUGCCCCAGACAGUCAACAGCCUCUUAAUCAAACCUGAAAUAAACGUCACAGAUGAGCUCCACAUCGGCCCUCAGCAGCCGGCAGUCUACCACAUGGCCGUCAGCACUAGCGACCUUACCACAAUGACUUUCUCCCAGAGUCAAUCGAUGAAUGGAAUCAGUGCAUCUGGCAGGACCAUGCUCAACCUGAACACUGUAGCCAUGACAACGCAAUCUGGCGAAUUUGUCAUGCCCGAGCCAUUCUACACUUCACCGCAGCCGCACAGUUUGCCUCCGUCACCCCCCAAUUCCCAGCCUGGCAGUCCCGAGAACCAGGCAGAGCUCAUUACCUCUGUUCACCCUCCCCCACCAUACCAGUCUAGAAUUGGAAUGAAGGUUGGACAGAUGACCCCUCACUCCAUUCUAAUGGCCCACGGUCAGGGCAUCCUCACGGGACCCAGAUACAACCGACGGAACAACCCUGAGCUGGAGAAGAGAAGGAUUCAUCACUGUGACUUCCCAGGAUGCACCAAAGUUUACACAAAGAGCUCUCACUUGAAAGCACACCAAAGGACUCAUACAGGUGAGAAGCCAUACCAGUGCAGCUGGGAAGGAUGUGACUGGCGUUUUGCCCGCUCAGAUGAACUGACGCGGCAUUACCGCAAACACACCGGCGCAAAACCCUUCAAAUGUGUCGCCUGCAGUCGCUGCUUCUCUCGUUCAGACCACCUAGCACUGCACAUGAAGCGCCAUCAAAACUAAUGAACUUCAAAUCCUUACUUUUCAAGUUUUAUAACAGUUUAUUGUUCUGAAUAUUUCACAGUCACUUAUGUAUGAAGAUCAAACUAAUGAAAGCUCUGCCGUCCGCCACCAACACUCCAAACAUUUAGAUUGUCAUGAAGAGGACUGGACAUCACAACACCAGAAGAGCAAAGAGCUCCAGCAGACUGUAUACUACUGUACAUAUGUUUUGUAUGUGUGUAUGUCUGUAGAUGAAUGUGAAAAGAUGUUAUGAAUUUUAUACUUGACUUCCAUCAACUGUCUAAAUUUGAAAAUGUUCCUUUGGGACUGUCUUCCUAAUAACUUGAAAUGUAAAGUUUGAUUUAUUAAUUCCAAGGUAAUAGUUAAUUGUUCAUUUUGAAUGACGUUAACACAAUAUUUAUAUGGAAUUUCCCCCUCACAAGAAGUUGUUUGCUUUUAGGUAAAAUGCUACAAUAAAAAAAAAAAGAGUAACACUAAUGUUUGCCAUUUUCACAGUUGUGUAUCCAUGGCUACAGAUCUUUGCGAGACUGUGUUUAAAAGAUCAGUCAUCUGUUUGACAUUUUGGCUCUUUGAAUGACAGAAAAAAAAUUCUGAUGAAUGAGACAAAUGAGCUUACAAAAGCAUUUGAGCAUGUGUGCCAAAUUUCCAGAAGAAUAUUAGCUAUUCACAUGUGUUUCACAAAACAGUUGAUUGUUUUUCAUGAAAAAAAUGUAAAAUGCAGCAUUGUCACGUAAAAUCUCAAAGAAAUGAAGAAAGUGCAUCAGUCCCUCACUUUUCCCAAGAACAAAUUAUUCAUAUUAGUUGAAGACAUUGUAGCAUUUGCCUUUUGUACUGCCCUCGAGGCCCAUCUUGUGCUCUAGUGGUGACUGCAGUUUAUAAAUGCUUAAUAGUUCUCAAGUUCCUUUUAUUUGUGUACAUAUCCUUCACUUAUGAUGGGAACUCUGAUGGAUCAAAAAUACUGUACAUACUGUAGUUAGUUAAACUACUUGUAAAUAUUUUACUCGUUGAAGAUAAUUGUUUUUAUUAUGAACAAAUGGGAUUUUUUUUUUUUGUCUUGAAUGUGGGUGUAUUGCGUUUGUAGAUCUUGUGUACUAAGUGAUCAGUUUAACAUAGGCUAUUGUAUGUACUUGUUUGAAUACAGAAUUUUGAAAAUAAAAGAAUACAUUUUGUGUU